Molecule: messenger RNA, 672 nt
Organism: Fonsecaea erecta
Lineage: Eukaryota; Fungi; Ascomycota; Eurotiomycetes; Chaetothyriales; Herpotrichiellaceae
Exons: 2
Coding region: 1-672 (223 amino acids)
Source: RefSeq, a predicted model, not a curated record
AUGGCAGCAAGAAACGCAGACUCGAUGACUAACGCCCAAGGCGAAUUCAUGCCUCACAAGCCCCGUGAUGAACCUAUGGAGACGAAAGGCCACCAAGUUGGCCAAAAAGUGUCGCCGGCAGACCACGCGCCCGAGUUCUCAGCCCGAACGCUCCCCGCGGGCACAGCUCCUGCCGAGUCGACUUUCCAACCCAACCCUACGGGCGAGGUGCCGGGCCAGGCGUUCAACGACAACGUCGACCGCGCACACGGCAAGGAAGGCGUGCGCACCGACCCGCUGAGCACGCUCCCGGGCGCCACGUCGGCCGAUGUGCACCAGGGGCUCGGGCAUCCGGGCCAGGGCCAGACGUCGACGGAGAUUCGCCACGAGGGACACCACACGGCCAGCAAGGCGACGUCGGGCCCGGAAGGCGCAGGCGCCACGGGCGGUUCAGGCCUACAUGACCCCAGCGAUGUGAAUACCGAAUUCCGCCGGCUGCAGCAGGAGGGCAACCACCCCCGGGGACCCGUCGCGGGACACAACGUGAGCUUGACGGGCGCCGAGGCGAAAGAGCCGAUGAGCGCAGAGUUCGUUGCCGCUGAGGGCGGAAAGGCCGGCCAGCACGCGGCAUACUCCACGGCCAAGAAUGCCACGGGAGUGUCGGACAGGGGAGCUGGAAACUCUCGCGAGUAA